Messenger RNA from Daldinia childiae, 2325 nucleotides. Its product is annotated as Heterokaryon incompatibility protein 6, OR allele. The transcript has 3 exons. The coding region runs from base 1 to 2325 and encodes 774 amino acids. The record is from RefSeq and is a predicted model, not a curated record. NCBI's taxonomy places the organism in Eukaryota, Fungi, Ascomycota, Sordariomycetes, Xylariales, Hypoxylaceae.
AUGGAACGAUACGAAUAUCAGCAUCUUCCAGAUCGCCGUAGUUUUAGACUCUUGAGUCUAUUGCCUGGCAACGAUCCGGCGGAUCUUAUUCGAUGUCAACUCCAGGUUCAUUCUCUGACGGAAGAUGGCCAGAUCCCGCAAUAUACUGCGCUUUCCUACGUCUGGGGCGAUCCAAGUUUUAAUAUCUGUAUCGAAUGUGAGGGCGGCAUGUUGCCUGUCAAUAAGGGCUGUUUCUACGCUUUGCGUGCCCUUCGAGACUCGCUACGUGACCCCGAUCAAGAUUUGGAUUUCACACCAUAUUUCUGGGUUGAUGCAGUAUGCAUCAAUCAACUGAACGACAACGAGAAAAGUGCCCAGGUUCGGUUGAUGGGUGAUAUCUUCCGUUUGGCCGGGACAGUUCUGUGCUUCAUUGGAGACACGUACACACAAGAUAACAUGUACGCGCCUAAUCUCCUAGGAGCAAGAGCAGGAGUAAGGAAACAGCUUUUCCUCCAGAGUCCUCGAGAUGAGAGUAGCUGGAACGUCAACGGGGACAUCAUAGGAAUCGAUAACCUACGAGAGUCUGCAAUACGCAAAUUGGUUGAGUCACAAUACUGGACUAGGUUGUGGACAUUCCAAGAAGCAUUGCUCUCUCAUCGCAAGAUUGUAUUCUCGGGCAAGAAUAUGAUAGAAUGGGAGUAUGUUGGGACCUUGUUACAGCAAGCCGCCGCGAAGCGUGAAGGUCUUAACCAAUCACUUCCUAAAGCAAUUCACUUCCACACUCUGACAACGGGUAGCCCCAUACUUCGUCAUCUUCUAGAUCGAGGUGAUACAAUGACCACCAAACCCUUCAGUAAAUCCCUCACACGAAGCCUAUCGCUAGAGAUUUCGCGAUUACUAUCUUUCUCUUCUGAGCUCAGAACUUCCGAUCCCCGGGACAGGCUCUUCGCCCUGGCGGGACUUAUGACGGUGUUGGAAGUGAGCCUGGAGUUCAUCGAUUAUUCUACGUCGAUGGAAUUGGUACUUGCCAACAGCAUCGAAGCCUUUUCCAUGCAUGCAUUGCUCAAAAAAUGGGUAGUCAGGCACGAAGAUGUUUCGUUCACAUACUUGGACAUGGGAUCUCAGGCUUUGGAUAGGUCAAUAUCACUACCUAUCAGAGUCAAGGGAACCUCAGGAAUGAACCAGUUAUAUGAGGAAAACAUUGUGAAUCACAUGCGGUGUUCACUUCUGGGAAACGAUUUACUCCAAGGCAAGGGUACUGUAGAAGUGCCCAUUAGCAAAGAGCUACCGAAUGUGGUUCAAAGUAAGGAGGCCCCCUCGAGUGAGCAAGAGGAAACGGAAUUCCCUCAGGACGAGGACGAGUCUGAUGACGAUGGAACCGACGAAAGUGAAAUGGGAUGUAAGCCAUCAACAAUCAUUCCUAACCCAAUGGCGGGAUUCGGCGAGCAGCAACACAUGAUCAUCAGAGAUAAAGGCUUGCAGGACUGGAAGAAGAUUUAUCAAAUCCUAUUUCCAAACGACGACGAAGAGUCUAUUCCAUCACAGUACUACGCAAAUAUCGUCACUAUCGUUGAGAUGCUUGAACAAUUUGAUCGCGCUUACCAGCAAGAAGUCGAGCAACGGCUCCCGGGAUUAUUAGGAACCGCUAUAGAACGUCUACGCCUCAGACCUUUCCCCGCUAUUGAGGACGCUAUCGUAUCUGUAGUCCACGAGAUAAACAGUGCAAUGGUAAACUCAACCAGGCAGCGAAUGGCCCACGGGCUGCUAACUGGCUCGAAUUUAACUCCCCCGGAGGUCUCGAGGAUAGCAACUCCAAGAGUUGGGACCAAUUUGAACGACCCAACAAGUUUUCUCCAUGAGUACGUCAACAAUAUCAACACCGGGACAGACCUUCCCCUAUAUCGGCCUCUGAAUGAGCCCCAGGCCGGGUCCAUUAGCAAUAUCGACACCGAGGCAAAUAUUUCCUCACAUCCGUCACCGGCCGAGCCCCUUGGUGAUGCGCCGAAUGAAAAUGAAUACUCUAGAGAGCUUUCUGGUGAGUAUUUAGGUGAACCCUCUGGCGCACCCUCAGGUGAGCUCUUAAGUUCGUUCUUGGAUGCCUCGUGGUAUGGUGUCGCCGAUCCUCUAAAUACUACUACUCAUGGGCAUCUCGAUAACUACGAUAACGGUGUUGAUUUAUUACAUCCUAGAAGCCACCAUGGAACUUACGACGAAACACCCGAUGUUCCGAUGGUGAUGCGGAACGGGAGUAUGAAUGAUCAUAGCAGAGCGGGCCACGCGCCAAAUGAAGUCAACGAUAACAACGGUAAUUCGACCAAUGAAUGGGCGAUGAUUGAAACUACAUAG